AUGUCGUGGUCUGGUCUUCUCCGUGGUAUCAGCAAAUCCCUGAGCUGCGGUCUGGCCAUGGCUCCCCGGCUCUGGGCCACCCGCCCCAUGGCCACCCUGAACCAGAUGCACCGCCAAGGACCUCCAAAGCGGAAGCCCCGGAGUUUGGGUCCCACAGAAGGCCGGCCACAGCUGAAGGGCGUGGUUCUACGCACGUUCACCCGCAAGCCCAAGAAGCCAAACUCAGCCAAUCGCAAGUGCUGCCGUGUGCGGCUCAGCACAGGCCAGGAGAUGGUCUGCUUCAUCCCCGGAGAGGGCCACAGCCUGCAGGAACACCACAUCGUCCUUGUGCAGGGUGGCCGCACGCAAGACCUGCCUGGCGUCAAACUCACUGUUGUGAGGGGCAAAUAUGACUGUGGCCAUGUGCAGAAGAAGUAA
This is a messenger RNA of Chrysochloris asiatica (Cape golden mole), 417 nucleotides long. RefSeq names its product mitochondrial ribosomal protein S12 (gene MRPS12). NCBI's taxonomy places the organism in Eukaryota, Metazoa, Chordata, Mammalia, Afrosoricida, Chrysochloridae. The record is from RefSeq and is a predicted model, not a curated record. Gene Ontology annotation, cellular component: ribosome; small ribosomal subunit. Gene Ontology annotation, biological process: translation. Bases 1 to 417 code for a protein of 138 amino acids. Gene Ontology annotation, molecular function: structural constituent of ribosome. The transcript has 2 exons.